Molecule: messenger RNA, 453 nt
Organism: Aegilops tauschii subsp. strangulata
Lineage: Eukaryota; Viridiplantae; Streptophyta; Magnoliopsida; Poales; Poaceae
Source: RefSeq, a predicted model, not a curated record
AUGGCAAGCUACCGCUUCCUCGUCCAAAAGCUAUCCGGAUUCUUCGUGGGCUACGAGCUCCUCCAUGUCCCGCGCGCAAAGAAUGAGGCGGCCAACACGCUCGCCAAGAUCGCCUUGUCCCGGCAGUCCAUUCCGUCCGGCGUCUCCCUCGAGCAUCUGCACAACCCGUCCGUCAAGCCGUCUCCGGACUCCGAGUCCAUCCACGUCCCAACCGACCCGGCCGCGCCUCAACCCGGCCCGGGGACUGCUCCGACCGACCUGGCCGCGCCUCAACCCGGCCCGGGGACUGCUCCGACCGACCCGACCGCGCCUCAACCCGGCCCGGGGACUGCUCCGACCGACCCGGCCGCGCGCCUCAACCCGGCCCGGGGACUGCUCCGACCUACCCGACCGCGCCUCAACCCGGCCCGGGGACUGCUCCAGCCAACUCGGCGACAACUCAACCCAGCCUAG